AUGAGGUGGGGGAGCGGUUAUUGGCGGAGAGAUGGCAGGCGGCGGAGGGUGCCGCGGGGAAGACUGGAGGAGUUGGGGGGAGGGGAGACGUGUAUUGGCGACGAAGCAGUAUCGCAGAUGCGCAUCAGUGGAAUGACGAGAAGAGAGCCGGACGGCCUUUUGGAAAACGGAGCUUAUCACGGGACAGACAAUAACGAGUACGGGGACGGGCAGGGCAUUCGCUUCUUUUGCAUCUACUUCCCCUCCGACCCGCCCCUCCCCACUGCCCCUUCCCUCUCCCUGCCCCUACCCCCUGCCUUUCCUCCUCCCCUGGCCCUUUUUCCUGUCCGUUCCUCAUGUCCCUUCCCCUUUCCCCUCCCCUUGGCCCCCCACCUUGUGCCUUUCCUCUGCCCCUCCACCCCCCUUUUCCCCCGUCUCUUUACCCUUGCCCUUCCCCUGCUCUCCUUUGCCCCUCCCCUUUAUCCCUCUCCUUUGCCCCUACCUUUUGCCCUUUCCCUUUGCCCCUUCCCUUUGCUCCUUCCCUUUGCCCCUCCCACUCCGCCUCUCCCUCCUGUCCCUCCCACAUGCCCCUUCUCAUUUCCCCGUCCCCCUGUCUCCCCCUUACCCACCCCUUGCCCCUUCCCAUUGCACCUUUCCUUUGCCCAUUUGCCCUUCCCCCGCCUCCCUGCGCCUCGACAUGCGCCCCUCCCCCCUGAUCCUUCCCCCUGCCCCUCCCUUGCUGCUUACCCUGACCCUUCCCCCUUGCCCCGUCCCCCUGCCCCUCAACCUGCGCCGCUCCCCGCUGCUCCUUUCCCCCCCGAAUACCCUGGCGUGCUGCCUCUGAACCCUCUGUCCGCGUUAAGAGCAUCCCCUUUACAGGUCGGCUUCCUCUCGUCCACAUACGGCACUGUGCAACUCCUUACCCGGCCAUUCUUCGUGUCACGAUCAUGGUCGUCCCAUCCCUUCACACACGAUGGAAUCACCAAGCACAACACGAAUGCAGUCAAGUCGUGUGUGACCGAUCACACCACUCCCACCAACACAACCAAGGAGGUCUCAGGUGAUAUGCAGGUCACAAGCGAUCCAGCCAUGGCGGCAGUCAGAGCGCUCGUCCUCGCGUGCGUGCUCCUCCUCGUGUCGACGUCCGCCUUGGCGCAGCGUGGUCCGCCUGGCGGAGGUCCUCCCGGCGGUCAGCGCGGAGGUCCUGGCGCCGGUUCCGGCGGUCCCGGCGGUCGCGACGGUCCUGGCGGGCCUGGCGGGCCUGGCGGACCGCACGGGCCUCCGCUAAACCUAACGGCCGUCGGGAAUCUGACGGCCGAUAUCGGCGCGCAACUGGCCAACUGCGCCGUGGAUCAGAAGACCCUUAACGGCAGCUUCCACCUCGCCGUCUUCAAGAACUCUACCGGCAAUUACAAUCUGCUCGUCGAGGCGAUGCUGGUGGACGCGGCGGGCGGUCCGCCCGACUCUCUGGCGAUCGUGAAGGGCGCCGUGUGCGACGCCGCCGCGACGGACGUGCUCGCGCUGCCGCUCGCCGCGGCGGACUGGCAGCAGCGCGCGGGGUGGUGGCUGCUGCACGCGGAGGCGCGCCUCGACGCAUUCCUCGAGAACGCGGACGCCGCCACCCUCGACGCGCUGCUCGCCGUGCUCCCCACCGCCUCGCCUCCGCCCACCAGCGGCGGCGGAGGCAGCACGGGGGGCGCGCGGAAGGGGCAGGGGGGGAGGCGCAUGGGGCGGGAGUUGCUGAUGCGCGCAUUCGGCCUCGCGGCCACGCAAGGGGGACAGAAGCAGGGGGGACAGAAGCAAGGGGGGCAGAAGCAGGGGGGGCAGCAGCAGGGGGGAGCGCAGCAGGCGCCUGCAGUGAGCGGGUAUGCUGUCCUGGCGGGCAGCAGCGCAGCAGGUGUGACGUGGGGCGGGCAGCUCAUGGGCGCCAAGAUGCCCGCCACUGCUGUUUAA
Messenger RNA from Closterium sp. Naga37s-1, 1932 nucleotides. The record is from the annotation of a GenBank genome assembly. NCBI's taxonomy places the organism in Eukaryota, Viridiplantae, Streptophyta, Zygnematophyceae, Desmidiales, Closteriaceae.